Ramularia collo-cygni is the source of this 2841-nucleotide messenger RNA. Its product is annotated as related to cytosolic nonspecific dipeptidase. Gene Ontology annotation, biological process: proteolysis; glutathione catabolic process. The coding region runs from base 1 to 2841 and encodes 946 amino acids. The transcript has a single exon. The record is from RefSeq and is a predicted model, not a curated record. Gene Ontology annotation, molecular function: peptidase activity; protein binding. NCBI's taxonomy places the organism in Eukaryota, Fungi, Ascomycota, Dothideomycetes, Mycosphaerellales, Mycosphaerellaceae.
AUGUCACCACUCGCAGGCUCCUCGGAGACGGACGACAAUACCGAUCACCACCACCACCAGCUGAGCGCCAGACACAAACACGCCGACAUUGCCAAUCCUACACCUUCGCUAUCCUMGCGGCAGUCGAGUCACGAUAUAGAUCCCACCAAUGUGCUGCCUACUCUGCGGCAGCGACUCCGACACACCAGUUCGAUCUUGACAAUAGUAACCUCCUCCGAGAACAUCUACGCGGGCACCCAGGCCGGUGAAAUUUUGGUCUACGGUCUGAGCACAUAUGAGCGAAAGGCUGUGAUUGAGGGUCACAAUGGCUCUGUAUUGGGACUGUGUUUAUCGCAGGACCAAUCGUUGCUGUUCUCCAGCGCCGGGGACAGGAUCGUCAACGUUUGGGACACAAAAACAUUGAAGCGGACGCACUGCUUGUACUCAUCGUUCGAUGUGGGUGACGUUUUCUGUGUAUCAUACUCCGCAGAACUACAGACCGUCUAUCUCGGAGCGCAAAACACCACCAUCCAGUGGUGCCAGAUCUCUCGGGAGACAGCCCAGGAGCUCCCAAUUCGAGCUCGGAGCGCUUCGAUACGUGGCGGCGAUCGCUUCUUCGACUCUGCUGGACCUGGUGGCGUACGUACUCCGCGGCCAGCGGGAUCAGACGUGCUUCCGCGACACGCUCGGGGAGGUGAGAAGGUCAAGAUCGAUAAGGAAUGCGUCCGGCAUUUUGCACACUAUGGCUACGUCUACUGCAUGCUGUUGGCAAAAGAUGGCGUUCCUGAAUGGAUGGGUCACGAGACUUUAAUUACUGGUGGAGGGGAUGGAGUCAUCAGGCUGUGGAAGUUGGAUACAGACAACGGAGGCGCGAUAGAGGCGUUGUACUGCCUAGAUGAUGGUCGAGAGGAAGGACACGCAAUUCUUUCAAUCUCCAUCGAUGGCACAUUUCUCUACUCUGGACGAAGUGGUGGAGAGGUGGACGUAUGGGAUCUCGAAACUCGGCAGCUUGUGCGGAACCUCAAAGCUCACAAAGAUGAUGUGCUUACAAUUUGCGUCGGCGGAGGGUUUCUCUUCACAGCUGCGGUCACUGGCCAUGUGCGAAAGUUCGAUCGCCAAUAUCAAGUCAAGAACAGCUUGAAAGCACACGAAGGCCGCAUCCUCGCUUCAGCCUUUUCAUCUCACACUCAGCGUCCAGUCUACGUGACUGGUUCCAACGACAACAGUCUGGCGGUGUGGGAUGUAAGUGACUGCAUCAAGUCCGUGGCGACACCCAGCAAAACCAGCAACGAGCAACUGUUCGAUUAUCUGCAGAAGUUUGUAUCGUUUCGGACGGUCUCAUCGGAUCCUCGGUACAAGGCUGACUGCCGACGAGGAGCAUCGUAUCUUCGCUCCGUCUUUAAGAACUUUGGAGCAACGACAGAGAUGCUCCCCGCGGAAGAUGGAGCAAAUCCAGUCAUUCUGGCUCGUUUCAGAGGCAACCCAGCUACAGCUGCGAAUCGCAAGAAGAUCUUGUUCUACGGUCACUACGAUGUCGUAGCUGCCAACAAUGAGAACGGCAAGYGGCUCACUGACCCCUUCAGCAUGGAAGGUAUCGAUGGCUAUCUUUACGGCCGCGGCACUUCAGACAACAAAGGCCCAAUCAUGGCUGCCAUCUUUGCAUGCGCGGAAUUGACCAGCGAGCAAGCCUUGGGAUCCGACAUCAUCUUUCUGAUCGAAGGCGAAGAGGAAUGCGGCUCCCGUGGAUUUGAGAACGCCAUCAAAGCCAGCAAAGAUAAGAUUGGGGAUGUCGAUUGGAUUCUGCUUGCCAACUCGUACUGGCUGGAUGACAGGACUCCCUGCCUGACAUAUGGUCUGCGUGGUGUCAUUCAUGCCACUGUGCAGAUUGAGAGUAGCCAUCCGGAUCUUCACAGUGGCGUCGACGGUAGCGCUCAGCUCGAUGAGUCGCUCAAAGACCUUGUCAUGCUUCUUGGUACGCUGACAAGCAAGAGUGGAGACGUGAAAAUCCCUGGCUUCUACGAUCCUGUGCCCGAGGUCACCAAAGACGAGGCCGCGUUGUACUCUGAUAUCACGACGGCAUUGGUACAGCGCAACCCAGACCUCGGAGAUCCAGACGCUCUCGCAAGAUCCUUGAUGAGACGCUGGAGAGAGGCUUCCCUCACCAUUCACCGCUUCCAGACGUCAGGGCCAGACAACGCCACCAUCAUUCCACGCUUGGCGAAAGCUGCAUUGUCCAUGCGGCUUGUGCCCAAUCAGGAGGCAUCGGAAGUAGCGAAAUCGCUGGUACAAUAUCUUGAAAGUCAAUUCGAGGAGCUGGAUUCGAACAAUGUGCUCACAGUGACCAUUGACCACAAAGCGGAGCCAUGGUUGGGAGAUUGGACGAAUGACCUUUUCAAGACCCUGGAAGAAGCCAUCAUGGAGACGUGGGGUCCCAUCGAUCAGUCGCACAGUCGACACUCCUCGGUUGCAGGACUCAAACCAGCGCUGACGCAGCAGAGCAACGGCUACUUUACUACCAAGCCGUCGGCUACCACAUCAUCGGUGCUCGCAAUUGGAAGCCAAGUGCCACUCCCCGAGCAACCUCUCACUCCGCUUGCCGAAGUAACACAGAAACUGGAAAAGAUGGCAUCACCAAAGCGAUUGGCGCACAAACAACGUCAGAAACCCCUCUACAUUCGCGAGGGAGGAUCGAUUCCAGCCAUUCGUUUCCUUGAGAAGGAAUUCAACGCGCCAGCUGCGCAUCUGCCCUGUGGUCAAGCAAGCGAUUCCGCUCAUCUAGACAAUGAGCGCUUGAGACUUGUCAAUUUGUACAAAAGCAAAGACAUCUUUAAAAAGGUGUUCCGGGACUUGCCUCAAAAGUGA